CGGGGGAAACCACGGUCCCGCUGCCCAGGCUGCUCAGGCAGCCUCAGGUUGGUGCGCUCCUCUCCUCUCCGGAGCCGUCCAGGGCGCCGCGGCUCUCUCUCCAACCCGGGCAGCCCCGGCGGCGAGGAGGCAGGAGCCCCCCCAGAAUCCCCCCGGAACCGUGGCUGCGGACUCCUCUCCCGCCGACUCCCCGCAGGAAAGCACCGCCGGGGCCACCCCAGGCGGGUGGCGCGGCCCCCUCGCCCGGCCCGGCUCCCCAACAUGCUGGACGGGCUGAAGAUGGAGGAGAGUUUGCAGAGCGCCCUGGACCCCGCGGCCCCUUUCUCCUCCCUGCUUGGCAGAGCCGCGACCCCCAAGUCCGUGUGCGAAGGGUGCCAGCGGGUCAUUUCGGACCGGUUCCUGCUGCGCCUCAACGACAGCCUGUGGCAUGAGCAGUGCGUCCAGUGCGCGUCCUGCAAGGAGCCCCUGCAGACCACCUGCUUCUAUCGCGACAAGAAGCUCUACUGCAAGCUGGACUAUGAGAAGCUGUUUGCUGUGAAGUGUGCGGGGUGCCUGGCAGCCAUCGCCCCCAGCGAGCUGGUGAUGCGGGCCCAGCAGAGCGUUUACCACCUGCGGUGCUUCUGCUGCUGCGUCUGCGAGCGGCGGCUGCAGAAAGGGGACGAGUUCGUGCUGAAGGAAGGGCAGCUCCUCUGUAAGGGCGACUACGAGAAGGAGCGGGAGCUGCUGAGCUUGGUGAGCCCGGCUCUGUCGGAUUCUGGCAAAAGCGAGGAUGAGGACAGCAUCUGCAAACUGGGCCAGGCCUCAGGGAAGGGUGCUGAGGAUGGGAAGGAUCACAAGAGGCCCAAAAGACCCCGGACAAUCCUGACCACGCAGCAGAGGAGGGCAUUCAAAGCAUCCUUUGAGGUCUCCUCCAAGCCCUGCAGGAAGGUGCGGGAGACACUGGCAGCUGAGACGGGGCUGAGCGUCCGUGUGGUGCAGGUCUGGUUCCAGAACCAGCGAGCAAAGAUGAAGAAGCUUGCCAGGAGGCAGCAGCAGCAGCAGCAGGAUCAGCAAAACACACAGCGCCUGAGCUCAGCCCAGACAAACGGAGGCAGCAGCACAGGGCUGGAGGGGAUGCUGAACCCCUACAACGCUCUGCCCCCACCCCAGGGGCUGCUGGGCAUGGAGCAAAGUGUCUACGGCUCUGACCCCUUCAGGCAAGGGCUCACCCCCCCACAGAUGCCUGGAGACCACAUGCACCCCUAUGGUGCUGAGCCCCUCUUCCACGACUUGGAUAGCGACGAUACCUCACUGAGCAACCUGGGCGACUGCUUCCUGGCUACAGCAGAUGCAGGGCCACUCCAGGCACGAGUGGGGAACCCCAUCGACCACCUCUACUCCAUGCAGAACUCCUACUUCACCUCCUGA
This is a messenger RNA of Calypte anna (Anna's hummingbird), 1407 nucleotides long. RefSeq names its product LIM homeobox transcription factor 1 alpha (gene LMX1A). Bases 262 to 1407 code for a protein of 381 amino acids. The record is from RefSeq and is a predicted model, not a curated record. Lineage: Eukaryota; Metazoa; Chordata; Aves; Apodiformes; Trochilidae. Gene Ontology annotation, molecular function: RNA polymerase II transcription regulatory region sequence-specific DNA binding; DNA-binding transcription factor activity, RNA polymerase II-specific. Gene Ontology annotation, cellular component: nucleus. Gene Ontology annotation, biological process: neuron differentiation; regulation of transcription by RNA polymerase II. The transcript is spliced from 10 exons.